Messenger RNA from Asparagus officinalis (garden asparagus), 4921 nucleotides. RefSeq names its product serine-rich adhesin for platelets-like. The record is from RefSeq and is a predicted model, not a curated record. NCBI's taxonomy places the organism in Eukaryota, Viridiplantae, Streptophyta, Magnoliopsida, Asparagales, Asparagaceae.
UCACUUCUAACCCACUAUUUUGUCCUCUCACUCCUCUUUCUCUCUCUCGUCACCAUCAUCAACGGGGGAAGAAAGAGAGAGAAAGCGAAGAGAGAGAGAGAGAGAGAAAGAGAGAGAGGGAGGGGGAGAGAGAGAGAGAGAGAAAUAAAGCAAGUACAAACUCUCUAAGAGCUUCAGUUACGCUCCACGACUCCAUUAGGGUUUUCACCGAACUGUAAAUGCUUGUCGCCGUGGACAACGACUGAGGUCGGAACUCUAAAAGAUAGCGCGCUCGAUGCGAUUCAGACCCGAUCGUGGUAUUUUCGUCCAAUUAGGGUUUCCAUCGACUCGAAUCCGAUAGUUUUUGCAGGUUUUUAGGGGUUUAGCUGGUGAAUUUGAGAGAAUGAACUCUGAUACAUUUCUUGAUUAUGCUCAGUUCCAGCUAUCACCAAGACGAACGCGGUGCGAAUUGUUUGUUUCGGGAGAUGGGAAGACUGAGAAGCUUGCUUCUGGCUUGUUAAAGCCAUUUUUGACCCAUUUGAAGGUUGCUGAAGAGCAGGCUAGUCAAGGAGUUCAGUCUAUAAAGGUCGAAGUAGAUAAGUGGAAGAAUGCUGGGAAUUGGUUCAAUAAGGGAACACUUGAAAGGUUUGUUCGUUUUGUCAGCACGCCGGAGGUGUUGGAGAUAGUCAAUACAUUUGAUGCGGAGAUGUCACAGUUAGAAGGCGCCAGAAAAAUAUAUUCUCAGGGAACAGGAGAUCAGCUUUCUGGAAAGUUUGGUAAAAAUGAAUCGGCUACUGCAGGAGCAGCAGAUAAAACAAAGAAAGAACUCCUCAGGGCCAUUGACUUGCGGCUAACUGCUGUUAAGCAAGACCUAGCAACAGCUUGUGCUCGGGCUUCUGCUGCAGGCUUCACCCUUGACACUGCCUCUGAACUCCUCCUGUUUGCCGAUCAUUUCGGUGCACCUCGCUUAAAUGAAGCAUGUACCAAGUUCAUCGCACUGUGGCAGAGGCGGACCGAGCUGAUAAGUCAUCCGCAGUCACCGUCUCAGUUGAUCCCGCCACGAUGGAAGGAUCUUGAUCAUGCCCACCUCCAUUGUGGAACUACCACCAGGUCUGAGACCCACAAGUCCACUAGCGAACAACCACUACGGGAGCAACUACUACAGGAAUCUGCUUCUGAGACAAAUUCAAUUGUUCAGUCCAUGGAGAAAGAUGUAAACAAGGCCAAGGAGGAUCCAUCUCCUAGUGCUGCAUCUUCAGAUGAGCUGGUUCAGCAAUCUGCAACCGGGUCCAGACGGUUAAGUGUUCUAGACCGGAUCAAUCUCUUUGAAACCAAACAGAAAGAACAAUCAGCAAAUGCUGCAACCAUUAGCAGCAGAACUUCUAGUGGAGCUGGAACCAAUAAGGUGGUGGCAGGAAGGGGAGAGCACCGGAGGCUACCAUCUGAUGCAUCUAUUGAGAAGUUGGUAUUGAGGAGAUGGAGUGGUGCCAGUGAUAUGAGCAUUGAUCUCAGUAACAACAACAGUAUCAGUAGCGACAGAAAGGAGAGCGGAACUACUGCAGAGACUCCUACUUCAUCUGCCAGUCCACAAGUUCAAUCUGGAAGUAAAACUGAAGAGGGGGCUGGGUUGUUGAAAGACACAGCAACAUCACAGCCUAGGUUGGGUCCUAAAGACAACUCAACAGUCACACACGUGUCUUCGUUGUCUUUAUCCAAGGUCGAAACCAGGCCCUCUCCUAACAAUGGAGAUGGAAGAGUAGAUGUCCUAUUGAGAGAAGGUACUACAACAUCCAAAACUCGGUGUGAACAGUCUAUGGAGAGUGGUAAUGGUGAGUCUCAAACAGAGUUUAGUAUUUUGGUGGGUGGAGCACGGGUCAGCGGAUUUGGUGAUGUUGCUAAAAACCAAGCAAGUUCCAAAACUGAGUCAGAACCAGGGGAGGGUGCUAAUCAAAAGGACCAAACAGCUUCUCUGUCUCAAUUUGACAGAGUUGUGAUGCAAAAUAUUGGAAUGGAAGAUCAAGCAGCUCCUGAAGUUUCAUCCAGGGCAGCGCCUGUAACACUGGUGAAGGCUAAAUCAAAGGAUCAAGCACGGGCAGAUACUGCUGGGAGGAAGAUUCAAGCGCCAUCAAUAACCAAAUUCAGGGCAUUUGAAAGAACAGAUGAUGGCGGAGCAAAACCAAACUAUCCAUUAGAUUCCCGUUUUCAUGUUAAAGCUUCCUUGGAGAAGAUGGAAGAUAGUGCGUCACAGAGUGAUCUGCCUUCAACAUCACAGCGGAAAACAAAUCCUGGAUAUCAAGAGGCAGGGAGGAAAGAGGAAGCGACUUCUCAUAUGUCAUUUAAGGAUUCUGUAGAAGAUGGAUCAGGUUCCAGGAGAACACAGCUGUAUGGUAGAACAUCUGCUCCUGAUCAGGGAAAGAAGGUGCAAGGAAGAAGAGAUGAAAGGGCCGUUAAUCAAGCAACAAGGAUUCCAGUUUUCUCAGGAAAGAAGGUGACAGAACAGGAGGAGGUCCUUCAACUUCCUUCUAUACCCCCUGUGGAUCAAGCUCAGUUAACGAGGCCAUUGAAAGGAAACAAUGAGCUGCAACUGAAGGCUGAUGAAUUAGAAAAGCUAUUUGCUGCACACAAGCUCAGGGUUGACGGGGACCGCACAGCUUCCUCUCAGAGAAGCAAAACCGUAGAUGGUCAAGUGCUGAAGUCUGCUGAGAAAAGGCCAGUUGAUGGUCCAACUGAGCAAUUUUCAGAGGGGAAUAUGUCCAGCUUGUGUUUGAGCAAUGGAGCAGAAUUUGACUCUAAUUUGCUUCUGAAGAUGGCUGAUAAUUUAGAUUCCGCCAAUAGUAUGAAGCAGAAGCUAGGUACUAUCAGUCCAUCAGACGAUUCAAGAGGAAAACUCUAUGAGAGAUAUGUGCAAAAACGGGAAGCGAAGCUGAGGGAAGAGUCAGGGUCAAAAAGGGCCCAGAAAGAAGCAAAGAUGAAGGCUAUGCAUGACAGCUUAGAACGUAGCCAUGCUGAGAUGAAGGCCAAACUUACUGGUUCAGCUGAUAAACGAGAUUCAAUACUUGCUUAUCGCCGUACAGUAAAAAAGAAAUCAUUCAAUGUUCACUCAGAUAAAAGAAACCUAGGGCAGACAAUAGAACUCCUCCAGAGAGAAGAAGAUGUACAAGAGAGCGAUCAGGUUAUGUAUGGCCAAGAUAGAUUUAAUAGUGACACAUUAUCUGGUAAUGAAUCUUCUACAAGCUCCAAAAAGCUUGUGUCCAAUAAAAGCUCAUCAUCAUCCACACGUAGAAUAUCAGCAGCACCAAUUCCCAAGCCAUCUUCCAAAAUCACCAACUCUAGUCCCAUUCGGCGUAAAAUGCGGCCUGAAAACCCACUUGCACAAUCAGUUCCCAACUUUUCUGACCUUAGAAAAGAAAACACAAAACCUGCGACAGGGGGCAAGGUGGCUUCCUGUGCACAACCAAGAUAUUUUGCUCGAAGCAAGAGUGCCAUUGAAGAGGCAAAUAUUGUCAAGGAAGAGAAUCCACAGAGGUUCCACUCCAUGAGGAAAAGUGUAGCCAUUCCUGGUGAGUUGAAGGAUCUCUCACCUCUCAGUUCUGAUGGUGCCAAUCUGACAGCAUUGGAUUUUCUGAAAGAGCAAAUGGAGCAGAAUGUUAAUAAAAUCCGGAAGAAUAGUGAGUCGAAAUCAGUUCUUAGGAAGGGUCGUGGAGUAGGUCCUGAUGCUGGAGGAGGUUUAUCUAAACUGAAAGGCUUUAUGAACUCUGAGGUCCCAAAAGAUGAAGAAGAAGUUCUGAUAGAUAAAUGUGAGGAUUUACCUGCUAUGGUUGAAGAAGAUGAAAAAGAAUCUGAUAGAGCAUACUCUGAAGAAAAUUUUCAGGCCACAAGUUUUCCUGUUGAAUCCAAUAAUGAAAAUGGUGAUCCUGGAGCAGAGAAUGCUGAUGAUCUGAGAUCACUAUCUCAAGAUCGUGUCGACUCCAGUGCUAUAUGCUCCACUUUCAAUCCCUCUGCUGGAUAUGUGCAGGAGUCACCAGGGGAAAGCCCAGGAUCAUGGAACUCAAACAUCCACCAUUCAUUUUCUUAUGCACAUGAUGCAUCAGAUGUUGAUGCAUCUGUGGGUUCUCCUACUGGAAGUCCUGCAUCAUGGAAUUCUCACCCGUUGAACCAAAUGAUGGAGACUGAUGCUGCUCGUAUGAGAAAGAAAUGGGGGAAUGCUCAGAUACCAGUUCUUGUUUCCAAUGCUUCACAUCAUCCCCACAAAGAUGUCACUAAAGGGUUUAAACGGUUAUUCAAAUUUGGGAGGAAAAAUAGAGGUGCAGAAUAUCUAGUAAAUGACUGGGCAUCUGCAUCUACAGCUUCUGAAGGUGAUGAUGACGCAGAAGAUGUUAGGGAGCUGGGAUCACGACCUUCAGAGGUAUUGGGGAAGUCAAGAAUGGGCUACUCAGUUUCUGCUUAUGAAGGCCUUAAUAGCAGCGACACAUUUCCUGAACAAGCACCUCGUUCCUUCUUCUCCCUUUCAUCAUUCCGAGGCAAGGUAAGUGAAGCUAAGCCAAGAUGACAGUGGGGCUGGGCACUGAUGUACAUGAUAUGGCUGCAGUCUAAAAUUACUCGCUGCUGUGGAUUUUUCCAUAGUGCUAGGCAUCCCAGCCUUAGUUCACAGUACGAAUUCUCCCUCAUCUCCAGAUAAUUCAUGUGAUUAUUUAUUUUUUACGAGUUGUGGUUCUCUAGGACUUCAAAAUGUAUCAAGUUUAUCAGUUUUACUUAGCUUUGGUAUCUAAAAAUUUAAUUAUUUGUGAUUGAAGGUAGUCUGUCAAUUUUCAUUCAUAUUUAUGUAAUGUCAUAUAUAAAUCAAAAUUUGUUUGUAACGAAGGACUAGCAAGACUGCAAGCUGAGUGAUUUUGUUUGUACAAAAUUCAAGAAAGAACACUCUUCUCUCUUGAUCCUUUCAUUC